Hordeum vulgare subsp. vulgare (domesticated barley) is the source of this 593-nucleotide messenger RNA. RefSeq lists its product as uncharacterized. The transcript has a single exon. Bases 138 to 383 code for a protein of 81 amino acids. The record is from RefSeq and is a predicted model, not a curated record. Lineage: Eukaryota; Viridiplantae; Streptophyta; Magnoliopsida; Poales; Poaceae.
CUCCACGCCCAACGCAGAUAAACACAAAAGUAUCAUCUCCCUUUCUUCUUCAAGAAUCAACAUCUCUCGUUGCUCAGCUCGCUGCAAACUUCUCUGCAUCGAUCAUCGUCUAUCUCCUCGUCGCCACCCGCGGAACAAUGGCUUCUUCUUCCACCGCCAGAAGUAGCCGCGUGGCCAUAUGCCUCGUGCUGAUUCUCCUGGCCGUCAGCCUGCGAGAAGCCUCCGCCGCUGCGCGUCCGCUUCGGCCGGCCGGCGACGUGUCCAGCGAGGUGAAGGACCAGGCGAUCGUCGACAAGUACGCGCCGCUUUUGCUCGCCAUGCUGCCGAGGGCCCCAACGCCGCCGUCCGCCCCGAGUGGUGGCACGAACGAGGCCGGGAACUGAUUAAAAGCAAACGCAGGGUUUUCCAGUAGGAUGGAUCGAUCGAUCUCUAGAAGAGAAAUCGUUAGGCAUAAGUAUGAUCAGUGGUUGAUGGUUUGGUCUGUUUUGCAGUAUUGGAUAAUUGUACAGGAUUGUUAGAGUGGAUAAUGGACAUAAUGUGUAGGAUACUAGCUAGGAUAUACCCCAAAGUGAUACCUUCAUUCUUUUGCUUAU